Funneliformis caledonium is the source of this 384-nucleotide messenger RNA. The record is from the annotation of a GenBank genome assembly. NCBI's taxonomy places the organism in Eukaryota, Fungi, Glomeromycota, Glomeromycetes, Glomerales, Glomeraceae.
AUGUUAUUGAAUACGCUGGAAGUGGCCUUUCAGGAAAAAAAUUCUUCCUUAAUGCAGAUAUUUAAAACAGAUGCCAGAAUUGAUAAGAUCAUAAAAGAUAAGAAGAACUCAUGCAUGAUGAUUACGGGAGAAAUGAUUUGUGAUAUACAAGACAUAAAUUUCAUAUCUACAUUAGCAUCCAAUAUUGAAACUUCAACAAAUAUUUCUUCAGGAAGAAUAACUGCACAAUCGAUGGCUAAUUCAUCUCAAGAAAAUGCCAAUCAAAAUCAAAAAUAUCUUAAUAAUACUGACGACGAUGAUGAAAAUCCAGAUGAUGUGGAAGAAAAUUCGAAUAAUAUUAUGCAAAAUAAUUGUGGUAAAAGAAAAAGAAAAUCACGAAAAUAA